Molecule: messenger RNA, 1310 nt
Organism: Amaranthus tricolor (Joseph's coat)
Lineage: Eukaryota; Viridiplantae; Streptophyta; Magnoliopsida; Caryophyllales; Amaranthaceae
Exons: 4
Coding region: 170-1012 (280 amino acids)
Source: RefSeq, a predicted model, not a curated record
CCAGACAACCCGACCCACCACCCAUUGAAUUAACACAAUAAAGGAACAUCACUUCAAGUGGUCCAUUUCUGCAAUAUUUCAGCCCACUAACUCCACUUUUAUCAUACUAACACACUUGCAGUUUCUCUCAAACCAACAAACAAAUUUGGAAAUUGAGGGAAAUUAUGUGAUGAAUCCUUCUUCUUCCUCCUCAGAUUCUAUAACAAAUUGCUACAUUUCAAUCCCAAAAGCAGCCACCUUAAUCUUAAUCUUUCUUUUUGUAAUUGGGUUUGCAGUUUCUCUUUUUAUCUUUAUUGAAGUUCAUAAUGCCAUUUUCUUCAUUUCUUCCAUUUUACUGUCCGCCAUUGUUGCUUCUUUUCUCUUAUGGAAUGUUCUCUGCUUCCACCGUAAUACUUCCCUUUUACUCUUCCUUCGUUCAUUUCCUGUAACUGACCUUCGAAUUGCUCGUCCGGGUCAACUCGUCAAGAUUACUGGGCCAGUCUCCUGUGGCGAUGUUUCUCUAGAAUCAUCUUAUGAAAAGGUUCCGAGUUGUGUCUAUACAUCUACUCUUUUAUAUGAAUAUGAAGGAUUCGGAUUGAAGGCAUUCAACGUUCAGAAACCUUGCUUGUUUUGGAGAUUGGCAUACACCGAGAGAUUCUCUACAGACUUCUACAUAUCUGAUAAACACUCAGGCAUUCGAACUUUAGUGAAAGCUGGCUGUGGACGUAGACUUAUUCCCCUUAUCGUUGAGAGCAGUCUUGUGUAUACCAAGAGUAACAGGAUAUUGUCUCCCAACUUAACAAAUUGGUUGGCAGACCGAAACCUUCCCACCAAUUCUCGAGUGAUCCGCCUUGAAGAAGGGUAUAUAAAAGAAGGUGAUUCUGCAACAGUAAUAGGGAUGCUGCAGAAAGGUGGUGAUGACAUUGUAAUGGUUGUACAACCACCGGAGCUAAUCUCCACCGGUUGUCUAUGGCAAAGACUUCUACUUCCUGUUGAUUUUGACGGUCUAUUACUCGCCCUCGGCCUUUCCUAAUGUAUCGGAUUCUUCUUGUUCAGUAAUUACAACAUCCUUGAGGCUCCGGUGUUCAUGGUGAAUGCAUAUUGUGUGAAUUGUGAUUGAAAUGCUCUCAAUUCCUUUUUGUUUCUUGCUAUGCACCAAUUUUUGUGAGAGCGAGCUUUAUUGACCGAAUGUUGCAAGUAUAAAAAAACAUAAGGAAUAUGUACCUAAUUGUAGUUGCAGUUUGAAAUUUUUUUGUCAUUUGUCUCACUCGAGAGUAAGGAUGGUACGGAUGAAUGGUUAAAAAAUGAAUCUUAACAUAAUGUUGACCUUA